Panonychus citri (citrus red mite) is the source of this 846-nucleotide messenger RNA. It is a transcript of the gene cib, whose product is annotated as thymosin beta-like. The coding region runs from base 255 to 527 and encodes 90 amino acids. The record is from RefSeq and is a predicted model, not a curated record. Gene Ontology annotation, cellular component: cytosol. Gene Ontology annotation, biological process: actin filament organization. NCBI's taxonomy places the organism in Eukaryota, Metazoa, Arthropoda, Arachnida, Trombidiformes, Tetranychidae. Gene Ontology annotation, molecular function: actin monomer binding. The transcript has a single exon.
UUGUGAUUAAAAUCAACAAUUAAUCUUCCUUUCAAUUGUUCAAUUUACUUUUUGUCUCUUCUUCUUCUUGUUUUGUUAAAUCUCUUUGAUUGACUUUCAGUUUUUCGCAAUUCUCUUGAAUUUUAAAUUCUUUUCUUCUUAAUCUCUUCAGUGGUUUUCUCUUUUGGUGUGUCUACUCUCCUCUCUCUUUGUCGUGUGUUUUCUGUUUCUUCUUCUGUGUCUCAAUAUCUCGGUUCUUUUUUAUUUAAGGAAAAAUGUCUUCACCAACUAAAGAUGAUCUUAAAACCAUCGGCGAUGAGCUUAAAAAUGAGAUCGUUUCUGAACAUCAUUUGAAACACGCUGAAACUCAGGAGAAAAAUGUUCUCCCCUCAAAAGAGGCCAUUGAAUCGGAAAAGGCUCAACAAGAAUUGCUCCAAGGAAUCGCCAAUUUUGACGCUAAAGCUCAAUUAAAGCCAACAGAGACCCAAGAGAAAAUUGUCCUUCCAACAAAGGAUGUCAUCGAAGAGGAGAAACAAGCAGCCCAAUAAUCUGACAACAAUUUAAUAUCAUCAAACAAAUCAACAGAAUUCCAGAAUAUAAUAAUCAACAAUCAUCAAACAAUAUGAUUUACACCAUUUUGUUUACAUUUCCACAACAAAAAAGAGCAAAUCUAAUCUUCUAAUUAUCUAUUCUCUCUACCUGUUUACCUUUUUUGGUAUUACUUUUAUAAUAAUUAACAAAAGAGAAAAAAGCUUAAAAUGUUUCCAACUCAAUUUUCCAAUGAUAUUAUAUACUAAUUGUAAUUGUCAGAUUGAUUUCUAUUACAAGAAACAAGCAACAAUAAUAAAACACAAACAUUCCCAUUGA